Molecule: messenger RNA, 1553 nt
Organism: Equus caballus (horse)
Lineage: Eukaryota; Metazoa; Chordata; Mammalia; Perissodactyla; Equidae
Gene: ASGR2
Product: asialoglycoprotein receptor 2
Molecular function (GO): signaling receptor activity
Source: RefSeq, a predicted model, not a curated record
ACCCCCUUCUCUGGGAAGAACAGAGCCAGUCCUGUCCCCCACCCCCACUACGCUUUGCCUGAGUUCCAACUCUGUUUUCACUUCUAUUUACUGUCCAAAGUCCCUGGGGCAGGAGAUGCCAGCUUAGAAUCACUGGGACACUCAGACACACGGGCUCAGGGCCCUGGCCUGGAUGACCCACUCCGUUCCUCUCUUCUUCUCAUCUAGUACCACCUGCCCCCGUUCUCCUGUCUCCAGCCCCUCCUUUGACCUGGGGCCUAGGCUGCCUGAGGGACCCAGCAGUCCGCCCUCCAUACCUCCAACAGCAUCGGAGCACAAGCAUCAGCCUGAACUCAGCCCCAGCCCCAAGAGCAGCCUCAACCUAACCCCAGAUCCAGCUCCAGCCCUGGACCCAGAAUGGCAAAGGACUUUCAAGACAUCCAGCAGUUGGACUCUGAGGAAAAUGACCACCAGCUCGGUAGAGGAGAGGGGCCAGGCUCUCAGGGGCGCCAUUCCAGGACAGAAGAUCCAUUCUGGAAAGGGACACCUCCUCCGCAACCCGUGCUGCUGCAGCGUCUCUGCUCCAGGCUCCGCCUCAGCCUGCUCAUCCUGGGCAUCAAUGUCCUGCUGCUGGUGGCCAUCUGUGUGAUUGGGUCCCAAAGAACACAGCUGCAAGUGGAACUGUGGACCCUAAAAGAAACUUUCAGCAAUUUCUCCUCAAGCACCCUGAUGGAGAUCCAGGCUCUCAGCUCCCACGGAGGCAACGCUGGUGACAAGGUGACAUCUCUGGAAGCCAAGCUGGCGAAACAGCAGCAGGAGCUGAAAGCAGAUCAUGCCACCUUGCUCCUUCAUCUGAAGCACUUCCCAGUGGAUCUGCGCAUCCUAGCUUGUCAGCUGGCAUUCCUCCAGAGCAACGGCACAGAAUGCUGCCCCGUUAACUGGGUGGAGCAUGAAGGCAGCUGCUACUGGUUCUCUCACUCUGGGAAGACAUGGUCCGAGGCUGAGAAGUACUGCCAGCUGGAGAACGCCCACCUGGUGGUCAUCAACUCCAGAGAGGAGCAGAAAUUCAUUGUACAGCACACGAGCCCCUUUCAUAUCUGGAUAGGUCUCACUGACAGUGAUGGCUUCUGGAGAUGGGUGGAUGGCACAGACUAUAGGUAUAGUUACAAGAACUGGGCUGUCACUCAGCCAGAUAACUGGCAUGGGCACGAGCAGGGUGGAGGCGAAGACUGUGCCGAAGUCCGGCCUGAUGGCCGCUGGAACGACGACUUCUGCCAGCAGGUGUAUCGCUGGGUGUGUGAGAUGAAGCAGAACAUCACCACCUAGGAGCCCCGAGCCCCGCAGAUCUCUAGCCUGUCCCCGACCCCUGCUGCCCCCAGCCUCUCUAUUGGGGAUUUUGAAGAAAGGAAGAAGAAAAGAGAGCCAUGGGGAGGGGUUGAGGAAAGAGAGAAGGAGGUGGUUUAAGACUCUCAGACCCUGGGAAGACUGAGAUCCCACAUCCUGCAAGUCACAGUAAUUAUUAUAAUUUUCAGCCUCCUCAAUGGAGUAGGAAAAGAAGAACCAAAUACUUGAAA